This is a messenger RNA of Diaporthe amygdali, 696 nucleotides long. RefSeq lists its product as uncharacterized. Lineage: Eukaryota; Fungi; Ascomycota; Sordariomycetes; Diaporthales; Diaporthaceae. The record is from RefSeq and is a predicted model, not a curated record. The transcript has a single exon. The coding region runs from base 1 to 696 and encodes 231 amino acids.
AUGGCGUCUCGUCUCCGAGCAUGGCUCCUAAAGAAAAUGAAUUCAAGAGGCAGGAAUCGACCUAGACAUACUACAUCUGCAGUUCCAAAUCCACACUCGGCUCCAAGCGCCCGCGAAAUCGAUCCCCCGCCGCCUUACCACAAACUAGAUCUUCUCGCUGAGGGCAUUCGCCAGCCUUCGAGAACCACAGAAAGGGCCGAAGACACAGAGACUCUCCGCGUCCGGAACUCAAGACCUCGGGCCCCAUACGCCAACUCGCGACCCUUAACUCCACCCCGACAUAUGAAGACGUCUAUUGAAACUGCUCGGGCUGCCGGUGAGACCGCUGUCACCGGCAUGGUCCGCGCUCUUGACGAGCAGGACCCAAAAAUGGUCGCCGCCCGUACCGCUCAAGCUAUUGCUGUGGCUGUCUCCACCUCACGCUCCUAUACUGCCUUCAUUGCUGCUGUUACUGCAGUCGAGAGCACCGCCAGACUUCUCGCCGAAGACUCCCGCGACAACAUGCCGCUUAGUUGGUACAAGGAACGAGCAAAGAAUUCCAUUCGUACUGCUACCGACACUGCCAUGGCCGCCGAUGCCGGUCUUACGUUCAUUGGUCCCUGGCCCUUCAACCAUCACGACAACCGUUCUUCUAGGUUUCCAUCACGAACAACUCACCAAUGCCCAACAUGUUCAUAUGUGCCGUCAACAGGUUGA